This is a messenger RNA of Sinocyclocheilus grahami, 2619 nucleotides long. Its product is annotated as MICAL-like protein 2. Gene Ontology annotation, molecular function: protein binding. The record is from RefSeq and is a predicted model, not a curated record. The coding region runs from base 151 to 1659 and encodes 502 amino acids. The transcript has 14 exons. NCBI's taxonomy places the organism in Eukaryota, Metazoa, Chordata, Actinopteri, Cypriniformes, Cyprinidae.
GCUCACAUCCGCUUUUUACUCUCUUUCUUUGGGAUUUCCCUCAGUGUCUCCACAGUCUUCUAUUUCCGAGCUCCGUUGUUUCGUCGAACAGACGACGUUUUUCUCUCUCUGUCAUUUAAUAGAGUCUAUCUGCCGUGCGGUUUGGCGAGGAUGGCGGCGAUCAAGGCGCUUCAGCAGUGGUGUAAGGUUCAGUGCGAGGGAUACAGAGAUGUGACCAUCAGCAACAUGAGCACAUCUUUCAGAGACGGACUGGCCUUCUGCGCUCUCAUCCACAAGUUCAGACCGGACCUCAUAAACUUUGAGUCUCUCUCCAAAGACGAUGUGUAUUACAACAACCACUUGGCGUUCCGUGUGGCUGAAGAUCAUUUGGGAAUCCCAGCUCUUCUGGAUGCAGAGGACAUGGUGGCUUUGCCUGUCCCAGACAGACUCAGCAUCCUCACAUAUGUCUCACAAUACUAUAAUUACUUCCGCGCCCGCUUGCCAAUCGGGGGAGUAGGAGGUAUCAAACGGCAUGCUGAGGACUCAAAGGAGAUGCCAUCAGAGAAGAAGAAUCUGCCUGUGGUUGCCAAAAACCACAAUCUUAAAGCAAACACAGAGAACCGUCCUCCUCAAACUGAAAUGCCAAAAAAUAUCAGAGACAACCGUCCAACAUCUCUUAACAUCCAGAAAAGUGCUCCAGAGAAGCACAUUGUAGCUAUUUCAGCUCGGCAGACUGGCACAGACUGGCAGAAAUCUCCAGGGCCAAAAUGUGUGCAGGCGCCCGUCACUCCACUCAGAGUGAGAUCUCCACAGCCACACAGAGAUGCUGAGAAGAAAGCUGUUUUGGUGGAGAAUUCAAAUAAAACCGGCACAUUGAACAGUGAAUGUGCGGUAUGUGGAAAUCAUGUACAUCUGGAGAUAAAAAUUAGAUGCACUUCUGCUGAAGUCUCUAGCUGGAAGCAGGAGUUACACGGACGAGAUGCAACAGGAAGAAGCUCAUAUCAGGCCACUUCAACCAGCUCUGCUGUCAGCAGUAGCGGCAUGAACACCAAAGUAUCCCUCUACCUCAGUGCCAUCAGCAAGGAGCGCAACAGACCUCCAUCGCUGCUGCUUUCUACUGCCAAAGGUGGUCACAAGCCUUCAUCUCCAAAACAACCUUGCCGCGGGUCGGCGACGUCAAGUUACGACAAUGGAAAUAUUUCAUCUAAAAAUGGCUUGCUGUGUGAAACAGGGUUGCCUACUAUAAAGCCUUACUACAUCGCACCAGAUCAGAUCUCAAAAGAGUUGCAGGACAUUGAGAACAAGCUGUACGAUCUGGAGAAUGAAGGGGUGGAGUUGGAGAGGAGACUUCGCAUUUAUGAAGAAGGAACGCAAGAUCUGGAGGAGCACCAGCCUGGAGUAAAAGGAGAUCUCAGGGGAUUGAUCAGUAAACCAGAACAUGCCAAGACUCUGGAUGAGAAGAAGAGGGAAGCUGAACUGUUGAACAGACUGAUGAAGAUAGUGAAUGACAGGAACACCGUUGUUGAAGGGCUGGAGAAGGACCGGAUAAGGGAGGAGGAAGAAGAUCAACAGUUGAAUGAGAUGAUGCAAAGACUGGGUCUUCAGAAGUUUAAAAACAAACGCAAGCCAUCCUUCUCAAAGUUAUUUAGACGGAGAAGUAAAAAAGCCUCUAUGGGAUAGUGAAUUUGAGAGCUGCUGGAGUGAAGUAAUCCAGACGUUCUGCUGUAGCCUGUUGAUGUCCAGAUCUUUCCAGGUGACCUUAGAUGGUUUAAAACGAGGUGGGAUUAAUAUAACACAUCUGUCAGGCGAUUAAGUGAAUUCGAGUUCUUGGAGCAAAAUAAUGUUCCGUUUAAACACUUUUAUUUUAUUUUCACUUAUUUGGUUAAGCCAAUACUAGUUCUGUUCAUUUGCUUUGAGUUAACAUAUUGGUCCUGUAUGCUUCUUUUGCCUUUACUUUAAAUGUGUGGGCUAGUUUGAAUUAUUAUUGUUCAAAAAACAUUUAUUUUAUUAUUUUCCUGUCGUCUUCCACCCCCUCACUUGUUCAGACAUAAACCGUAACUUAUAUUGGCAGAUAAACAAACAGAUGCCCAAGGCUGGCUGAAGCAUGCUACUUGACUGUGAUCCAAGAAGCUGUGGAGCAUCUUAAUUUAACCCUAACCGCCUAAAAAGAAAAUGAUGAUAAUUGAACUGCUAAAUCUAGAGAUCUUGAAAGAUGCAGUGCAUGCAGUGACCUGAAGGGGGCACUAUGAGCUCACACAGGCCGAGUUUACCAGUUUCUUAUUUUCUAUGCCUGAGAAUGCCAAAUCAAGCUGGAGAUUAAUUAGACUGCAGCUGAUCUUGUGUGCUGGAAAGGCAUGGAUUAUUGGUUUUAUUCUCGUUUUGAAUCCUAGUUCAAUUAAAAGUGUGCCUCAUUUAACUUCUCUAAGAUAUAUAGUCUGUCCAAAGAUGUCUUUUACAUGGGGUUUAAAUGUUUGAAAAACCUACAGAAUGAAUGUUUUAAGAAGUUUUAAAAAGUUCUCUUGAGAGAUGCUUACAAAUGGAUGUGCUUAUUUAUUGUAUAUUAGACUUUUAAAAUGAGUCUCCAAUAAAUCUUAAUGAAGUGUCUUAUUGUACCCUAAACUAAUUCCGAGCUUUAUUUUA